GAUAAAUAUUAAAACACAGAGCUACAAAGAUUGGACACCCACACCAUAGCUGGCAAUCAGUUGACCUGCUGUUCUAAGUAACAUUCAAAUUUAGCAAUAUAUUUACACAAGAUUUGUGGCUAGGAAGAGGGAUGUGUGACACUUGGAGCACUUGCAAGUCUCCAAGGACUGCUGAGCCUAAGACCAGUUUUUCUUUGUUUACACUUCUAGAACAAAUGGAUAAGCCGAAGCCCCAUGUUACAGAGGAGAGUGUACCAUUCCAUGGCUGCUGUCCAAAGGAGGCUUUAUGUUUUAGGCGGGAAUGACUUGGACUACAAUAAUGAUCGGAUUCUUGUACGCCACAUAGACUCGUAUAACAUAGACACCGACCAAUGGACGCGCUGCAACUUCAACCUGUUGACGGGUCAGAAUGAAUCUGGCGUUGCUGUCCACAAUGGAAGAAUAUAUUUAGUUGGCGGCUAUUCUAUUUGGACAAAUGAGCCUUUGGCAUGUAUCCAGAAGCUACAGAAGAGGGAAAAAGACGACUGCAGUAAUGCCUGUUAUCCAUUUCUUGAGGGAAAUACGGCAACUCCAUUGAAAUGGAGAGUUAUGGAAGUUUUCAUAAAUGACAAUGUAAGUAGUGUAUGUUACUGGAAGCUCAUGUUCUGUGUAAUUAUACCAAAUACUGUACAGAUCUUUAUUCUUUGCAUGUGUGCACUGCCUUAUUCCAUCAUAAAAGGGUAAAAUUUGC
This is a messenger RNA of Chelonoidis abingdonii (Abingdon island giant tortoise), 730 nucleotides long. NCBI's taxonomy places the organism in Eukaryota, Metazoa, Chordata, Testudines, Testudinidae. The record is from RefSeq and is a predicted model, not a curated record.